Artibeus jamaicensis (Jamaican fruit-eating bat) is the source of this 3138-nucleotide messenger RNA. RefSeq names its product hepatitis A virus cellular receptor 1 homolog. Gene Ontology annotation, biological process: phagocytosis, engulfment; positive regulation of mast cell activation. Lineage: Eukaryota; Metazoa; Chordata; Mammalia; Chiroptera; Phyllostomidae. Gene Ontology annotation, molecular function: virus receptor activity; phosphatidylserine binding. The transcript is spliced from 10 exons. The record is from RefSeq and is a predicted model, not a curated record. Gene Ontology annotation, cellular component: cell surface. Bases 1598 to 2680 code for a protein of 360 amino acids.
GGUACAUUCUUGUUGUAAAAAUACUCAAAUAGCCUUAAACCGAAAGACCCCUUUGUCUUAGCUGACCUACCAGAGAGGACAGGGACAGUCUGAGGGGCGUCCACACAUGCUUUCCCAGUUCCAUUUUCAUAUAGAUACAUUUGCACAUAUGUAUGUUGUCAUUUGGUUGCAAUGAUUUUACAAAAAUAGGUUCUUAUGAAGUAGAUCAUCUUGUGAAUUGUUUUUCUCACUUAUUUUCCUCACAUUUCCAUGUGAGUGUUGCCAUAAAAUGUUGAUAUUCUUUGUCAGUGUAUACUAUUAAUAAGCAGAGGGAUUUGUGGACAUUAUUGAAAGUCCCAGUGCCUAUCACCAACACAGUGCCUACAAGGAUUUAGACAGAGCCCAGCAUGUACUUAAUUAAGUAUUCGCUAUCAGCGUAGGCAUUUCAGCGUGGUGCCCAAGGCCUGCAGAGGUUUCGGUUUGGGGAGUUUCAGAAUUUUUCAGGUAACUCCCCUAACCCUGUCUGCUAAGAGCCCAAUGCUACUAAGUCUCUCUGACCCAGCCAUCUUCCCUAAAACCGAUGUGAAGGAAAUGUCUUACAAUCACGUGACAAUGCAGCAAGGCACACUGGUUACCAGUGAAAGUGUGGAUCCAAAAGCAAAUCUGUGAUUUUGUUCGUGUUUCCAAGUAGAUGACACCAUUGUUUUCAUUUUGGGGUGGGGUUAACUCACCACAAUAGCACAAUUUCUCAGGGAAACACUGUGCUGUGCACAAGUAGUACCCUCUGAUGGUACGAGCAGGAGCCCAUCUCACAUCCAGUUUUCUGACAUUUCUGUCAUACGUAAGUGCAGAACCCCAAGUGUCAGUGGACAUGCUAUUAACAUCUGAAAGAUAUAUAUCAGGCCCUAGCCAGGUAGCUCAGCUGGUAAGAGCAUUGUUAGAUAGGCCAAGAUUUUGGGUUCAAUUCCCAGUCAGGGCACAUAGAAGAAGCAACCAAUGAAUGCAUAAAUAAGUGGAACAAUAAAUCAAUGUUUCUCUCUAUCUCAAAUCAAUAAGAAAAGAUGUAUAUCAAUUAUAUUGGGGAAGAGUGUGGGUCUAGUUCAUUUUUAUUAAAGGUGGCCCCUUGUUUUCUUAAAUAAGAUGUUCACUUGCUAGUAAUGGGUUGCUCAAUGAAUAUUUGAAACAAUGUUCAUUGAGUGGCAAGAAAAGGUAGUAGGAGCGGGCAGACCAGGCUUUCAUGUCCACGUCUGCCCCAUAGUAUGUCUUCUAUGGGCCCCAUCCACUGGGCCUCCUUUUGGUCCUUGGUUCAGUCACUAUAAGUUUAACAGCUGCCCCAAGUAGUUUCAAGUCCCUUUGUGUAUAAACAUUCUCAAAAUCUGCAUGACUUUUCAGGCCUAGGGUCUGACCUAUAACAAACUCUGUGCCAAAUCUUUUAAAGACAAAUACUUUUUGUCUAGCAGAGAACAAAUACUAUUCCAGCCCACUGAUAUCUCCUUGUAAUCUGUUUAAGUGAUUAAGUGGAUAAAUUCAUCAGGAGGACUGUGAUUCAACUGGAGAAGUUUGAUUUCAAAGAUACUUCCCAAUGAUUCUAUGCAAGGGCGUGUUGAAGAGAUAAAGAAUGGAAUUCUGGGAGAUAGUUGUCUUUACCCAUAAAACCUUUGGGGGAAGGUCAGCAACAACCACCAGAGAAGCUGGAAGCCUCCUUCUUGACUCACCGGCUGACAUCAUGCAUUCUUGGGUAGCCUUCACAGGCCUCGUACUACUUUGGACAGACACUGCGGUUUCGCAGCCACGUGUGGACGGAGUGGUGGGUCAGGCAGUCACGCUCCCCUGCACCUACUCCACAGCUCGCGGGACCACCUCCACGUGCUGGGGCCGAGGGGCGUGUGCUCCUUCUCAGUGCCCCAAUCAGCUCAUCUUGACAGAUGGCCACCACAUCACCUUUCAGAAGAGCAGGCGUUACAACCUCAAGGGAGCGAUUUCACAAGGCAACGUGUCUUUAACCAUUGAGGACGCAGCCCAGUCUGACAGUGGCACGUAUUGUUGCCGGGUUGAGCACUGGGGGUGGUUUACUUAUUUGAAAGUCAACAUAUUAUUGGAUGUAAAACCAGCUCCACCUAUGGCCACCAGUGCUCCAACAUCACCUAAAGUCUCCACCUCUGCUCCUACAACUGCAGCACCCACAGUGAACCUCGUGACAGCUCCACCUAAGGUCACCAGUGUUCCAGCCUCACCUGGGGUCUCCACCUCUGCUCCUACAACGCCGUCAUCCACACUGAACCUCAAGACAGAAGCCACAUCAUCUUCUCCAAUGCAGACAACAGACACCCAGCCUAUCACAACACAGGAAACAAAUACGACCAGCUCACCAUCGGACCCUUGUUCAACAGAUGGGAACACCACUGUGAUGCUGCCUUCAGAGGGUGGUUGGCAAGACUGUGGAAAUCACGUGAAUGUGGAACAAAACCCAUGGAAGGGCACCAAUAAGGCUCUCUACAUUGGACUCGCUGCCGCCGCACUGAUACUGCUCAGUGUUUUGGCAGCUGUAAUUGCCAAAAGGUAUUUAUGUGUGUACGGAAAGGUGUUGCAUAUAAGCAAACUGUCAUCAAAUGACAUUAAGGAUGGAACUUCACCAAAUGAAACUGCAGUGCACUACCGAGCAGAGGAGAAUGUCCACUUUGAGAACAAUCUUCACGUGUGAAUUAAGACCCAGAGACCAUCCAAGGCUUUAUGUCCUUGAUCACAGAAGACAAGGACCAGAUCUCACCAUGCCAGAAUCCUAUUAAGAUCCAGAAUGACUUUAUCAGUUUCCCACCAUAUUCUAACCUGUCAGUGAUAUUGGUUCGAGUGUGUCUAGGUCAUCUGUGUGUAGUCGACCUUAGUGGUGAUGGGUCCUACUUUUUUAUGAGAAACUGGCUCAGUCUUUCUGAUCAUAGCCGAGCCCUCUCCCAGGUAUGAAAUGAACACUGUAGACCUUAUGAAGCCUGUGUCCUGUGAGAAUCCUCACUGGGGAGACAGGGAAAGAGCUGCCUCCUUGGUCACAUAGGACUUGGUACUUAAGUGACGCACUUGGAAGCAUCCAUGAUGAUCUCUUCUCUUUUAUCUUCUUAACUCCAAAUGUUGCAUUUCUUAAGUCACCCAAGGGCUACAAAUCAUGGA